Molecule: messenger RNA, 291 nt
Organism: Ilex paraguariensis (yerba mate)
Lineage: Eukaryota; Viridiplantae; Streptophyta; Magnoliopsida; Aquifoliales; Aquifoliaceae
Source: the annotation of a GenBank genome assembly
GAUUACAAGAAUCAAAAAAAUUACAAUAACUGGAGGCAAAAUAAAAUUUACGAUCACUCGGCUUUAAUCCUUCAAAACACCUUGAAGGCAGUUGCAUUACUGACAAGAGUCCCACAAACUACAGCACAGAACACAACACAGCACAAGGCAUGCUCACACCACCAGGCAGCUGCAAGAAACCAGAAUAGCAACAUAGCAGUAAUACCAAUGCAUCCGCCUCUCUCCCACUUUGAAAUCGUUGCAUUACAACAUCUUCCAUUUACUAAGUUUAGCAUAGCAAUUGGUAUAUAA